GUAUGUCCCCCUGCCGCGCAGUGCGCAUGUGCGGGGCUUCCCGCCCGCCUCAGAGCUGGCGUGUACCUGUGUUGGGGCGGUGCUGGGCCUGGCCUGGGGCGCGGUGACUGCUGGGCAAGGCCUGGCUGAGGUCCUCAGCGCCCGGGCGGUCGUGCUGGGACUGGGAGGUUCCCGCCGGAGGGGCGGUACGGCCUCUUGCAGCGGCUUUACUUUCCCUGUAGAAAGUGCUGCUGGUGGCUGUGUGGAGUGGCUGACGGGGCAGUGGUGGCCACAACAGGUGGACGAGACACACCAGGAGUAUUAUCAAACAUCAUAAAACAAUGAUAAAAGGAUUAUCAGCUGGAGGAGAUGCUGACUCUUCAGAAGCUGAGGUAUUUCAGAGUUACUGGGACUCCUGGCAGAACCUGUUCCUGUCACUACCUCACCCAGAGACAAGAGUCCUGUACCAGAAGAGGAACAGCCCUAUCAAGAGAACAACCUGGGAACUGACUGGUUGGGAAGAAGCUUCUGCUGAGAAGGACCUGGCUGUGCCGUUGUAGGUGCUACGCUGGCCUGAGCCAGCAGUGUACCCUGGCAUUGAGAAAGGCCAAGAGCAUCCUGGGCUACAUCAAGAGGAGCACAGGCAACAGAUCAAGUGAAUUUACGCAAGACACAGAAACGGCUAAAGAAGAUGAGGUCACUGAGAACUGCCAGUUACGGAUGCACGAAGAAGUUAACACUGAGGAAGGAAAUGGUGAUGGUGAUGAUGGUGAUGAUGAUGAAGAGGAAGAUGAAGACUGGGACUGGGAUGAUGAGGUGGGAAGGCUCACAAAGCGCCACAAUGCUGCUGGUGGAUGCAAUCCACAGGCAAAUAGACAGACCCCUAGCUGCUGUUCAGCAAAAAUGUCUACCCCUACAGACAAGGCUUUAAGGAAGUUUGAACAUAAAAUUAAUUUAGAUAAACUGAAUUUUGAUGACUCUGUUAUAAACAGAGUCACAGAAAAGUCUAGACAGAAGGAAGCAGACCUGUACCGAGUCAAGGAUAAGUCAGACAGAGCGACAGUAGAACAGGUGUUGGAUCCAAGGACCCGAAUGAUUCUGUUCAAGAUGCUAACUAGAGGCAUCAUAUCAGAAAUCAAUGGCUGCAUCAGCACAGGGAAAGAAGCUAAUGUAUAUCACGCCAGUACUGCAAAUGGAGAGAACAGAGCAAUAAAGAUUUACAAGACCUCUAUUCUGAUGUUUAAAGAUCGGGAUAAGUAUGUGAGUGGCGAAUUCAGAUUUCGUCAUGGGUAUUGCAAAGGCAACCCAAGAAAAAUGGUGAAGACAUGGGCUGAAAAAGAAAUGAGGAAUUUAAUAAGGUUGAAUACAGCCCAGAUACCUUGCCCAGAGCCAAUUAUGCUAAGAAGUCAUGUGCUUCUCAUGGGCUUUAUUGGUAAAGGUGAUAGGCCUGCUCCUCUGCUGAAGAACGCUCAGUUAUCUGACUCCAAAGUCCGGGAGCUGUACCUGCAAAUCAUCCAGUACAUGAGAAGAAUGUACCAAGAUGCCAGACUUGUUCACGCAGAUCUCAGUGAAUUUAAUAUGCUGUACCACAGCGGGGACGUGUACAUCAUUGAUGUGUCGCAGGCCGUGGAGCAUGACCACCCACACGCACUGGAGUUCCUGCGAAAGGAUUGCGCCAACGUUAACGACUUUUUCCAAAAGCGCAAUGUUGCAGUGAUGACCGUAAGGGAGCUGUUUGAGUUUAUUACUGAUCCUUCUAUCACAAGCGAGAACAUUGAUGACUAUCUGUCUAAGGCAAUGGAAAUAGCAUCGAAAAGAACAGAGGAGGAAAGAUCCAGUCAAGAUAAAGUGGAUGAGGAAGUGUUUAAGAAGGCUUACAUACCUCGAACUUUGACUGAAGUUAAAAACUAUGAGAGAGAUGUGGAUAUAAUGAUGAAAUUAAAAGAAGAGGAUAUGGCAUUGAAUGUUCAGCAAGACAAUAUUCUCUACCAGACUGUGACAGGGCUGAAGAAGGAUUUGUCUGGUGUUCAGAAGAUUCCAGCACUUCUUGAAAAGGAGGCAGAUGAGUCAGAAACGGACUCUGAUGAUGAUGAUGAUGGCAGCUCAGAGGACUCUGAUUCUGGCUGUAAAGAAUCUGUACAUCCCAAAGAUAAACCUGCUGAAGUCAGCAUGGACAAAAAGGAAAGGAAGAAGAUGGUUAAAGAAGCCCAAAGAGAGAAGAGAAAAAACAAAAUUCCAAAACAUGUGAAGAAGCGGAAAGAAAAGACUGCGAAAAUGAAGAAAGGCAAAUAAAAUCAGCUUUGCCUUGGGGAAAGGGAUGGUUUGUUGUGGGUUAUUUAGUUACCAUCUUUUUUCUUUUAAAAAAAAAUUAAAAGUCUUCUAUUUAUAUGCGUGCA
Columba livia (rock pigeon) is the source of this 2375-nucleotide messenger RNA. RefSeq names its product RIO kinase 1 (gene RIOK1). Bases 700 to 2271 code for a protein of 523 amino acids. The record is from RefSeq and is a predicted model, not a curated record. The transcript has 19 exons. Gene Ontology annotation, biological process: maturation of SSU-rRNA. NCBI's taxonomy places the organism in Eukaryota, Metazoa, Chordata, Aves, Columbiformes, Columbidae. Gene Ontology annotation, molecular function: protein serine/threonine kinase activity; ATP binding. Gene Ontology annotation, cellular component: preribosome, small subunit precursor; cytosol.